GGGGCUGCAUUCAGGAACAAGGGUCAAGGUUGGGGCCGAGGACGAAGUUGCAGUCUGAGACCUAAUUCCAGAAUUUAGAAUUGAGGUUUCAAGCCAGACUGGGGGUUGAGAUCCAGGGCUGGGACCAGAAUGGGAUUUGGAAAUGGGGCUGGGGGAGAAGGUUGGCAUUUGAGAUUCAGGGUUCGGCUGAGAUGUGGGUAGGGGCCUCGGUUGGAGCUAGGAGUUCUGGUUAGUGUUUGAAACUGCAGUUGGGAUUGCGUUUAGGGCUGGAGCUAAGGCUAAACAGGGGCCGGAGCUGGGGGAUGGGUUCGGGCCCAGGCGCUGGGGCUGAUGGACAGCAUUCCUCCCGCUGCCCAGAUCUGGGAAUUGUGUUCGAGCCCUAACAGCGGCAGCCAGAAGCCCCUCCCUUCCCAGGAAUGCCUCAGCCCAGCUGAAGGAGCACUGCCACGUCAGCCAAUCGGCUCAGGCCCUGCCUUGAAAACACCUGUUGGUCCUCCUCCCCCUCCCUCCCUCGGGCUCACCUAGGCGCAGGUGAGGCAGAUGAAGCACCUCCCCCGGAAACGGAGCUGGAGCGCCCCACCUGACGGCCCUGCCAGCUCAGAUCGGAUCCAGCACUGCCAGGCUUCUUGAGCCAGCAGUGACAGCUGAGGCCAUGUGAGUCCUGAAUGAGGCUUUAUCCAAGCCUGCAUCCAGCGCCCUCGUCCACCGUGGCACCAGCUCCCUCGGCCAGCCGGGAUGGGACAGGCGACUGAGAGAGCCAGAGCCAGAAAGGAGGUGGUGAGCAUCCCCUGGACCCUUCGAGGAACAGGCCUCUGGGCCUCUGGCUGCCACGCAGGCGGUGGGGGCUCCAGGCCAUGACCCGCACCUCUGACCCCUGACGCUGCCCUCUGCCCUUCUAGCGGUGCCAGCUCAGCCAUGCCUGGGAGAGAGGCUCAGGCCCCACUGGGCCGGAGGCUGCCUCCGGAUGUGCUGGCCGAGCAGGUGGAGCUGUGGUGGUCCCAGCAGCCGCGGCGCUCGGCACUCUGCUUUGCUGUGGCCGUGGGCCUCGUGGCGGGCUGUGGGGCGGGUGGAGUGGCCCUGCUCUCCUCCACCAGCAGUCGCUCGGGCGAGUGGCGCCUGGCGGUGGGCACAGUGCUCUGCCUGCUGGCCCUGCUGGUCCUGGUUAAGCAGCUGAUGAGCUCAGCCGUGCAGGACAUGAACUGCCUCCGCCAGCCCCACCACGUGGCCCUGCUGCGCAGCGGCGGAGGUGCCGACGCCCUGGUCGUGCUGCUCAGCGGCCUGGUGCUACUGGUCACCGGCCUGACACUGGCGGGGCUGGCCACGGCCCCGGCCCCUGCCCGGCCGCUGGCAGCCAUGCUGUCCGUGGGCAUCACCCUGGCUGCCUCGGGCGGGCUCUUGCUGCUGGGCCUGCUGCUGUAUCAGGUGGCCGUGAGUGGACACUGCCCCCCGACACGUGCGGCCGCCCCCUCCACCCACAGUGGCCUCAGUGCCAACAGCAGUGUCUUCAGCAUCUCAGGACAGUUGUCCACUGGUCAGCGUCACGAGACCACAUCCAGCAUCGCCAGCCUCAUCUGACCAAGCCCGAGCCUGCCUCAGCCUCCACAGAACCGUGCCUGGGCACGAGUGAGUGUGUGUGCACACUCAUGGAGGGAGAGUGACUCUAUGCAUAUGCGUGUCCCCAGGACUGCCCAGCCCUCCAAGGGACUGUGUGAUGAGGAGCCAGCAUGCACCCACACACCCACACCACGGAGAGGGGACUGCUCCUCCCCGGGGCUCCCGGAACCCUCAGAGUCUGCCCAUCUGGCCUCGGGGCAGAGAAGGGUCUGGGAUCCCUGAAGAUCCUUGGCCCCUCUUCCUGACACCCCUCAAAGCCAACUCUGUAGCACCCGCCACGGCUCUGCCCACACCAGAGACUGCCCCAGUGAGCCCCCUUCAUCGAGGAGGCUGAGUGGUGGCAAAGUGAAAAUUACACCGGCUCCGGAGUGGCAGGCCUGGGCUGCAGCCUCCCCUCCACCCCUCAGCAGCUGGGGGCCUUGGGCAAGCGUCUCAACCUCUCUGAGACCCGGUUUCUCAAGAGUCACGGGUGUGCUCGUGGCCAUCCACUGUCAGGAUCGGACGAUCUCUCGUGUAGAAGGUCCAGGCACAUGGCAGAUGUGCAAUAAAAGUCGUGGCUGCUGUU
Messenger RNA from Phacochoerus africanus (Common warthog), 2179 nucleotides. RefSeq names its product transmembrane protein 125 (gene TMEM125). The transcript is spliced from 3 exons. The coding region runs from base 916 to 1575 and encodes 219 amino acids. Lineage: Eukaryota; Metazoa; Chordata; Mammalia; Artiodactyla; Suidae. The record is from RefSeq and is a predicted model, not a curated record.